Messenger RNA from Engraulis encrasicolus (European anchovy), 1476 nucleotides. It is a transcript of the gene brix1, whose product is annotated as brix domain containing 2. The transcript is spliced from 10 exons. Gene Ontology annotation, cellular component: nucleolus. NCBI's taxonomy places the organism in Eukaryota, Metazoa, Chordata, Actinopteri, Clupeiformes, Engraulidae. The record is from RefSeq and is a predicted model, not a curated record. Gene Ontology annotation, molecular function: rRNA binding. Gene Ontology annotation, biological process: ribosomal large subunit assembly; rRNA processing. Bases 89 to 1129 code for a protein of 346 amino acids.
CCAGUGUGCAAGAGGGCGCUGUUUAUUUCCACUGAUUGCUUUAACAACGUGUAGUUCCUCCUUUGCUGGCAGCAGACCCAGUUGGAAAAUGUCGGCACUGAAGAGAAAACGUGGGGAGAAGGGUCCAGGACCUAAAAACAAGAAAAAAGUUAAAUUUGACUUGAAUGGGGAAUCCGAACAAAAUAAGAAUGCGGAUCAGGCACAGAAGAAUGAAAUUCACAUUCCGGCUCCUGUUUCAGUGGGAAAAUGGACAAACAAGGAACGUGUUCUGGUCUUUUCCUCGAGAGGAAUCAACUUCAGAACAAGACACUUGUUGCAGGACCUCAGAACCAUGAUGCCUCACUCGAAAGCUGACACGAAAAUGGACAGGAAGGACAAGUUGUUCGUUGUCAAUGAGGUGUGUGAAAUCAAGAACUGCAACAAAUGUAUAUAUUUUGAAGCAAAGAAAAAGCAAGAUCUCUACAUGUGGAUUGCCAACGUCCCACAUGGACCUUCUGCCAAAUUCCUGGUACAGAAUGUGCACACAUUAGCAGAGCUGAAAAUGACUGGAAACUGCCUGAAAGGAUCCAGACCCCUUCUGUCAUUUGAUCCACAAUUUGACAAGGACCCCCAUUACUCCUUGCUGAAGGAACUCUUUAUCCAGACUUUUUCAACACCUCGGUAUCACCCGAAGAGCCAACCAUUCGUGGAUCACGUCUUCACAUUCACAAUCGCCGACAAUAGAAUAUGGUUCAGGAAUUACCAGAUCAUUGAGGAGGACGCAUCACUGGUGGAAAUUGGACCACGCUUUGUGUUGAACCUCAUCAAAAUAUUCCAAGGCAGCUUUGGUGGGCCAACGCUGUACGAGAAUCCCCACUUCCAGUCGCCUAACAUGCAACGGCGCAUGCUCCGCAUGUCUCUGGCAGCCAAGCAGCGGGAGCGUCAGAUGGUGCGCGAGCUUCAGAAGGCCAAGAGGACCGAGAAGAGGGAGGAGAUGAAGGAGGACAUAACAGAUGACGUCUUCGACACGCCGCUGCCAGAGAAGCCCGUGGAGAUUGAGCACGAGGCGCCCGCCCCGCUGCCACCCAAGAAGGGCAGACUCACCGAGCUCAGGAGGAAGACCCGGCUGAAGCGCAAGGGGAUGCGAUAAGCACGUGUCAGCUGUUGUUAAGAGAGACUGAGAGAGUUUCCUUGCUUUCUUUAUAUAUACCGGAUGUUGUUGAGUAAAAAUGUGUGGUAAUAUCUGGUAUUGACUUUUUUUUUUAUAGAUACUGGAUGUGUUUUGAAGACCCAUCGUCAUGACCACCAUGUAAAAACAUAAAACAUAUCCCACUGACAUUCUCCCCACUCCCACUGACUUAUUGUGUUGUCACUGUGUCGCCCAAAUAAAUUUGUAUUAUGGUGAUGUGUGUGGAUACUCGCAAGACCAUGUGCAUCAAUAUUUACAUACAGUACAGUAUUUUGUUGGCCUUCAAUAAAUUUAACUUUUGACCAUCA